This is a messenger RNA of Macrosteles quadrilineatus (aster leafhopper), 6850 nucleotides long. Its product is annotated as derlin-1-like. The transcript has 6 exons. Gene Ontology annotation, cellular component: Hrd1p ubiquitin ligase ERAD-L complex; endoplasmic reticulum membrane. Gene Ontology annotation, biological process: endoplasmic reticulum unfolded protein response. NCBI's taxonomy places the organism in Eukaryota, Metazoa, Arthropoda, Insecta, Hemiptera, Cicadellidae. Gene Ontology annotation, molecular function: ubiquitin-specific protease binding; misfolded protein binding. Bases 277 to 1044 code for a protein of 255 amino acids. The record is from RefSeq and is a predicted model, not a curated record.
UAGGCCUACGAAUUUGACGAAAUCCUAAUCCCAAUCCCUACAUUUCCCCCUGUCAUUGUGGGACACGUGUCCAUAUGAAAUUCAGCUGUUAAACUAAACUUAGGCCUAUAAAAAGUAAAAAGUAGUCUUCGGAUUUUCGGAAUUGUCGCCGAUGGAUGACGGACGAUAUUAUUUAAGGUUCUAAAACCUGUUGUGUGUUGUGUGAAAUUUGACGUGUUUAGGAAAAUAUAGGCCUAGGCCUACGUUUAUAUUGUAAGCCUACAAUAUCUGAAGAAAAUGAGUGAACUUAGUGACUGGUUUAACUCCGUGCCAAUAUUUACUAGAUGGUGGUUAUCUCUUACAGCUGGACUCUCAUUACUGGGGAGAUUUAAACUUCUCAAUGCUUACCAUCUCAUAUUGGCCUAUGAACCAUUGAUCCACAGAUUCCAGAUAUGGAGACCUUUUACAGCUCUAUUCUUCUAUCCAAUAUCUUCAGCAACUGGAUUCCACUUCUUGAUAAAUUGUUACUUUCUAUACAAUUAUUCAAUGAGACUUGAAACUGGUCAGUAUGCUGGGAGGUCGGCUGACUACCUGUUCAUGCUGCUCUUCAACUGGCUGGCUUGCGUCAUCAUCGGCCUUGUCGCUGAGAUUCCAUUGCUGAUGGAUUCUAUGGUGCUAAGUGUACUCUAUGUGUGGUGUCAACUAAACAAAGAUGUCAUUGUAAACUUUUGGUUUGGAACCAGCUUUAAAGCUAUGUACCUACCAUUCGUUCUAUUUGCAUUCAACCUGAUCAUAUCUGGAGGAGGCAUGAUGGAGUUGGUGGGUAUCGUGGUUGGCCAUGUUUACUUCUUCCUCAAGUACAAGUAUCCUCAAGAGCUUGGUGGCCAGGAGUUUAUUACCACUCCGAGCAUAUUGUAUCAUUAUUUCCCAAAUGAAAGGGUGAUGGGAGGUUUUGGAGCCGUCCCGACGAGGAGGGCGGGAGGCGACCCACCUCCCAGACCCGGGGGUGGAGGCGGCUGGGGUGGCUACAAUUGGGGGCGGGGCAAUGUACUAGGCGACCGCUAGCCUACCAAGACUGAUAAGUGUGUUUGCCGCACUUAAUAUAACUGUUAAAGUGAAAUAUUUAAACUACUGUUUUAACUUAUUUUUUGUUGUCUUAAGAACUGUAUUAGUGUUUAUAACGGGCGGUCCAUAAAUAACGGCCUUUUUUUAGAAUGAAGAUAAGUUUAAAAAAAUAACAUUAUUACUUACUUAGCUAUGCUACACAUAAUUGUAUGCCGAUUUCAUUUAUAGCAAAUUAUGUAUUUCAAAUUAUCUCCACCGAUGUCCACACAUGAGUCCAAUCUUUUUUUGAAAAUUUGACUUUUAACCUGCAAAAGUCUUUGACUAAACAUCAGAUGGAAUCUAGGAUGGUCACCUAGAUUGAGCUUCUGUGCUACAACCAGUAUAUUGGGAUGGAAAUGCAAAUACGGUUGCAAAAUAAGUUGUAAACUGGAGCUAGAAACACCUAGAGCAACAGAAUUUUGUCUUGCUGAUCAUUUCGGACUUAGAAGAACAGAUUCUCGUACUCUUCUGACGUGGCCCUUCUGUACAUACAUACUUUGAUCCCCAAUUUAACAUCCAUUUCAAGAGACAACCCCACCAUGACAAUUAGACAUUAAAAUGGUUUCAAAACAACAUCUGGCCGGAUGGGCAACAAUCACAAACUUAUUUUUUAAUAUGCAUCAACGGAAAUGGCACGAUGUUAUUCUGUCCAACGAACCAUGAUUCAUGAAAUGGCAUAAUAUGUGUUGUUUAUUGCUACAAUCAAAAUGUUAUGCAUGAUAACAGCUGAGUACUGUGAUACCUAUGUUUAAAACCAUCCGUUAUUUAUGGACCAACUGUUACAUAAUAGAUUUUAAAAUUGGUAUCUUGCCAAUGACCAAAGCAUGUAUAAGUUUAAUAUCCGUGUUCUUGUGGUUAAUGUAAGUACAAAGUUCUUGUUUGCAUUUGGUUUGUUCAAAAUAAUAGCAACAUUUUGUAUGCCUAGUUGAGCUAAUCAGAAAUUAUAUUUUGAAAAUACAAAUGCUGCCAGGAGUUACAUAAAGGUUACAUAAAAUAAAACAAUGAGAAUGAAUUCAUAAAACCUCCAUGGAUUGAAACCUUAACAGUUUUAAUGUCGAUGAAUGGAUUAUCCUCAGAACCAAUCUGCAGAUAAGGUUUUAUUUAUAUUUAUUUUACAAUGUAUAUCGCACAUUCUUUCUUGUUAAGUUUUUGCAAUUCAGAAAUGACUCGAUUUUUAUGAAUUUUUAGGUGACUAUUAAUACACAAAAUAGUCACGGAAAAUUGCUAUUAUGUUAAGAUUGAUGUUUUAUUUAUUUUAUUUUCCUAUACGUUUUUUCUUCUAAUUGUUGUAUUAAAUAUGUGUUAAACAUAUAAUUUUGAUACCUACACAGGUUUAUUAAAAAGUCAAAACCAGAUUUAUUUUUAUUUUACUGUAGUUUAUAACAUUUUUCAGCCACAAUUAGAUAACAAGCUAAUUAUAGCUAGGUAACUCAAUUAAGUGCUCAUCUGGUACCUAAUCAAAAGAUCAAGAAUCAAGAAACUUUAUUUCCACAAAAUGUAAAGGUUACAUUACUAGAAAACGUCACCUUAGAAUAAGAUAAAGUACAAGGUGUCUUACAAAUAUAAACAAUUUCCCGAAACUCCCCAUGCAGAGAAACAAAACAGCACACUUCACUUGGCAUAACAAUUUAAAAAAUUUACUUACAUAUUCUUCUUUUAGAUAAAAAAAAUCUUUAAGCCUGUACAAAGGGUCUGCCAAAAGGAGCCCCUCAACCCCUUUCUUGAAUUUUGUAGAGAUGGGAAUUACCGUAACUUUUGAGAAACGCGUUACACCGUUCCAUUACAACUUGGUAACAGGUUACAGUAACCUGUUAAUUUUGUAACCUGUUACCGGUCCGUUCCUCCCCCACCACACCGUGACAUCCAGGUGACAUCCCAGCCCCAGCUCGGCGGGCAUGUAACGAAAUUCUCGCUGGGUGUUAUUGCUCUAUCCUGUUACAGGCCGUAUGUUCGUUCUGGCUCGGCUGGGCUGUAACGUUAUUAUUCCAGCUUGGCGUUACUCUCUGCGGGUGGUUUAUUCGUUCCAGUUUGGCCGUAAUGUAACGAAAUUCUCGCUGGGUGUUAUUGCUCUACCAUGUUACUGGCCGUGUUCGUUUGUUUCGGCCCGGAUAUACUGUAACUUAAUUCUAGCAUGGGUGUUACCUAGCUGGACGUUUCGUUCCAGUUUUUCCAUAAUUAUUGUAGGUGUUAAUGUUGCCACACUAUGUACAGUUCUCGUGUACGUUAAAUUCCGGCUGGAAUUAAAGACUUUUUGUUGCUUUCAGGACUUUGAUCCUGACGGAACCGGUACAGGAGAUCAAUUCAUAAGCCAAUGAGCGCAGCGUUACAAAAGUAACAGGGUAUUCUGAGUAACGUGUUAUCUUGAUAACAGGUUACAAUUUGUUAACAGUGUUAUUUACCCUGUUACGUUAAAUAACGCCCAUCUCUAGAAUUUUGGGUCUGGCAGGUUCCGAGCUUCAAAAGGAAGUUUAUUAACAAACUUGUAACUAAGAACAUCAUUUGACAUCUGAACCUUACUUAACUAACAUGUGGUAAAUUAAGAUCAUUUUCCUGCGUGUAUUGUAGGAAUAGAUGUGGCCUCUUAGCUCAUGAGAAUUCCACUCCUUGAUUUUGAGCAAAGACUGAAAAAUAUAAAGGUUACAAACCGUCAUUAUGUUUUCAACUACAAGUAUUGGUCUACAAUGAUCCAAGUAAUCAGCACCAGCUACUAUUCUAACUGCUUUCUUUUGAAAGCGGAGAACUCUCUUGACCCCAGAUGCGGGCACCCCAGAGCCAUAAAAUAAAAUACUCUGAAAGAAAGCAAUACAAGAAGUUUUCAGCCAGUCUUUUGGUACAAAAUAUCUUAAUCUUCUGAGUAGACACAGAGCUCUGGAAAGUCUAACACAAACAUGGCUAAUCUGUUCCAGUUUACUUUGAAUUCCAGUUUACUUGGAAAUCUAGAAGUUUGACAGAUUUUCAUUAUAAAAUGGAGAUGUCUGUUGGAAAUAAAUAAAUAAAUUAUGUUCUUAAUUUCUCAGGCUAAAGAUUAUCAACUUAGUCUUUGUUUCAUUUAUAAAAAAGUGAUUUGCUUGGAACCAGGCUGAUGCCCCUCAAGAGACCGUUUCAUGGCUUCCUCAAUAUCUCCAAGCUCAUUGCUAGCCUCAAAGUAGUAUCAUCUGCGUAGCAGAUGACACCUUGCCCCAAACACAAAGCGUGAUCAUUUAGCAUAACAUUAAAAAGUUAGGGACCAAGAAUUGAGCCCUGAGGUACACCAUGGGUCAAUUGCUGUACACUGGAUUGUCCCCUUAACACCAUAGAAAUUUAACUUUUCCAGGAGAGUGUCAUGAUUAAUCAUGUCAAAGGCUGAGGUCACAAAAAGUGGCCCCAGCAAAGCCCCCAUCCUCAAAAUACUGAAAAGCAGCUUUUAUUAACUUAUCAACUGGGCCUGAAACCAAACUGGGCAGCUGAGAAAAAAUGGUUUGCUUCAAAAUAAAGAGAGAGCUGUUCUUUAAUAAUAAAUUCAAGAAUCUAAAAGAAAGAGGGCAGAACAGAAAUUGGUCUGAAACUAGUGCACCUGUUGCUCGAAUUCUGCAAACUAUUACAGGCGUUAUUUCAAAACAAAUAACAGUCAUAAUUUACGAUAACUUAAAAAAGAGUCAACUGAACUCAAAGAUAAUGUAAUCAAUCACUCCACUCCAGUUACCGAAACUGAAAACAAACUCACUCUGAAAACGUUCACACAAGAGCGUUAGUUGUGUGUGUAUUAUGUGUUAGUUAACCAUGAACAGCUGUAAUUAAUACAAAUUAUUCGUCUGUUUAAGUAAACAAAAUAUUUUCUUCAUAAGAAAUACAUUGGGAUUUUGAUGGCCUGAGGGGCAAAGCCCAAGGACAUUACAGGAAUUGGUGAAACGGGCCGUCUCCACAAAAAAUACUUAAUUUUGACAAAUCGUUUGUAAAAAUCCGUACAUUAUUAACGGAGGAGUAGUAUUUCGUAGAAAUCGCCUGCAUGUAUUAUAUAUAAGGAUUCUCUGUCAGGUUGGAAUUACUGUACCUUUCUUGUGAAAUGGCACAACCCUAGCAAUUUUAAAAACAUCGAGGAAAAUAUCUAUUAAAAUACAACAAUCUAUACAAUAUGUUAAACGCCGAUCUCAAGAAAAGUCAGCUUUUUUGUUGGAUCAAAACUGUACCCAGCUGUUCUUAAUCAAACGGGUUUUCAAAAAAUUAUCAAGGCUAAAAAUAAAAAUACAGCGAGUUUUCGAGUAAAAACCUUGACACACCUUUCACUUACACAUGUUUGGGUUAAAAUACGCCUAGUGGCAUUCCUAGCCUAAAUGGAUGAUAAAAAUGAAAAACUUAUCAACAUUUUUACCAUGCCUAGAGUAUUUGACCCUAAUGCUGAGCCAAUGAUUGGUCUAUUAUUUGAGCCUUAUUACACGAGGUAGCCAGCGACGAAACUGGCUGCUCAGUUCGUCAUGGGGCAUUGAUUCUUAUGUAUGUGAUUACAAGAGGAUAGCCAACGACGUAGCCAAGACUUUGGUGACCAGCUGGCUACCAAGCCCCGUCGACACUGGCUAUAAAAAACCGGAAACAUUCUGGCUACUGACUUCAUGGCUACUAGGUUUGGUAGUCAAUGUGUCACCAGCUACUGUUGCUGGCAACGUCGCCAGGCUACCUCGUGUAAUAAGAGCCUUUGAGCUUCCCACCUUCAUUCCCCCACCUAAUAUGCAAUCCCUGCACAGGCAGAAGUUGUUAGUUGGUCCAUAUUGUCGAGAAUUUUAGAUUUUCAGUUAUAUAUAUAUAUAUAUUUGAGUUCCUUAUUAAAUUCCGAAUCACUUGGUGCAAGUCCAAUGCAUCUACAAUUUUGUUUGUUAAAGUUAUACGACUUUGAAUUUAUCUAUGUAAAAGGGUCAUUUUGAGAAAAAUAUUAUUUAACAAUUUCAAAUAUGCAUAAAAACAGAUUUUUGUUGUAUUUAAGAAACGAUUUUGGUAUCAAAAGAAAGUGUAUAAUGUCCUCUUUGGAGGCAAUACCAAGUAGUUUUCAUUUAAAUUAUUAUUUUACUGAUGCAUGUCAUAAAAAUCACAUUCCAGAAAAAGGACCUCUUGUCGGUCCUAUGCUAUUUCUCCAUAACAUAAAAAAGGUAACUCUUGUCGGGACCGCAAAAUUUGUGAGAUAUUUUGUCCUCCCUCUCCGUAAACUGAACUUUGUUGUAGUACUCUAAAUUUCCACUAGAAUGCAGGACAAUUCAUUUUUUGGACUAAAGUCUGUUUAUAAAGUGAAUAUUAGAAAUGGGACCUCUUGUCGUUAUGACGAAUUAACAUUGAGCGACAACAGUUACUUUUUCUCAGACCGUGCAUAGGCUAACAAAAUGAUUUAUUUCGACAUUUUACAUCUUCGAUUCAAUAUUUUAACCGAUACUGUCCUGUUCCGUGUUAAAUAAGGUAUAACAAUCGAUAAAAAACCGAAUUUCGAUAUUUUUAACCUUAAUUACUUAUAUCGGCAGUACUAAAAAUUUUGAAUUGCCGACAAGAGGUCCCUUUUCGCUUUCCACAUAACACAUAUUUUUUUUUAUUUUUUAUUCAUGUAAAUGGUUAUUGAUUUUUAAAUUUGAUGGAAUGAACUAAAUACUCACUUACAUUUGACGAUCAUGCAACUGUUAAUCAUAUUCUUUUGUAUAUAGGAAAUAAGCCAUACUUAUUUUUAUCAUAACUUUUUGUUGCUUAUAUAGUGUUACAUUAAAGGAGUCACACUGUUUUAAAUUUGUAUAUAAAUAAAUACACAUUAUUCGUU